UAAAUCGAAUUGAUAGGUUUUAUUAAUUUGUUUGAUAUGCAUAUUAACUUGGCUGGAAAGUGCAGAUUUUAACUUCCUAAAUCCAGCAUUGACCACGCCCUCCUCUUUCCUCUGUGGAUAGGUCGAUCUGUUAUUUACAUUCAUAUUGGAUUUUAAAUUGGCUUGUUGUCAUUUGGGUAUGGGCAAGGUUGAUUUCUUUGAAUGCCUUUAACCCCAAAUUCAAAUCUUAACACAAACAAUAACCUGGGGAAAAAGCUAAAAUUCGGAAGUACGCUGUAUCUAGCCAGACCUUAUGGUAAAGAUGUUCACCUUUUCAGUAGGGUUUUAAGAAUAAAGACCAUUACUUGUUUUUGCUUCCAUAAAUCCUAAAAUCCUCGUAUGAUAUAAAAGCGUGUUGCAACAAAAGAACAAGGCAGGGAUGAGUGCAUGAAACAAGCAAGCCUAAGCCUAAGAUUGACACUGAGAGGAGGCAGCACCCUCUUUUCCUAUUUGUCCAACUCUCCUAUAUUCAGGGUGACUGAUCUGAACAGACUUUCAGUAGCUUCGAUCACCCAUAUGGCGCCGCAGGUGAAGGAAAUGCCACAGGCAGAUGGAGAGAAAGAAGAAUAUCCCGAGAAAAAGAAGAAGAAGGAGGAAAAGGCAAGGGAAAAGGAGUUGAAGAAACUUAAAGCAGCACAGAAAGCUGAAGCUGCGAAAGCUCAGGCUGAAAAGGGAUCACAGCCAUCCAAGAAAGCUGAGCAAAAAGCAGCAAAGAAGUCUGUGUCAGAUGAAAAUCAAGAGGAAUAUCCAGAUCCUCCAACUCCUCUUGGUGAGAAGAAAAGGCUUGCUCCAGAAAUGGCCAAAGCAUAUAAUCCAAGUACUGUGGAAACUGCAUGGUAUCAAUGGUGGGAGAAGUCUCCUUUUUUUGUGGCUGAUGCAAACAGCAAAAAGCGUCCAUUUGUAAUUGUGUUGCCUCCACCAAAUGUUACAGGUGCUCUACACAUAGGACAUGGUCUUAUGUCUGCUAUUGAGGAUACCAUCAUUAGGUGGCGAAGGAUGAGUGGUUAUAAUACUCUUUGGGUGCCUGGGAUGGACCAUGCUGGAAUAGCAACACAGGUGGUGGUGGAAAAGAAGAUAAUGCGUGAUAGAGGGCUAACAAGGCAUGAUCUUGGACGUGAGAAAUUUGUGGCAGAGGUCUGGAAGUGGAAAGAAGAAUAUGGAGGAACAAUUUUGAAUCAAGAGCGUCGUCUUGGAGCCACACUUGAUUGGUCACGGGAGUGUUUCACCAUGGAUGAGAAAAGAUCAAAUGCAGUAACAGAGGCUUUUGUUCGGCUUUAUAAACAGGGUCUUAUUUACAGAGAUCAUCGACUUGUUAAUUGGGAUUGUGUUCUAAGAACAGCAAUUUCUGAUAUUGAGGUAGACUACAUUGACAUCAAUAAACGGACACUACGGAAAGUCCCAGGGUACAAAAAUCCAGUUGAGUUUGGAGUUUUGACAUCGUUUGCUUAUCCUCUGGAGGAAGGAUUGGGAGAGAUAGUUGUGGCAACAACAAGACCUGAAACCAUGCUAGGUGACACUGCCAUUGCAGUGCAUCCUACUGAUCAGAGAUACAUGCAUUUGCACAAAAAGUUUGCCAUCCACCCUUUUGAUGGAAGAAAACUUCCUAUCAUCUGUGAUUCAGAGCUUGUUAAUCCAGAGUUUGGAACUGGUGCUGUUAAGGGUCUUUACAGAGGCUCUGUAGAUAAUGAGAUGCGCCUUGGCACAUGUUCACGGAGUGAUGAUGUUGUGGAACCAAUGAUUAAGCCACAGUGGUUUGUCAACUGCAGUGAUAUGGGUAGGGAAGCCUGUGAAGCUGUGGAAGAUGGUAGGCUUGAGAUCAUUCCAAAACAGUAUGAAGCUGAAUGGUUCAGAUGGUUAAGGAACAUUCGAGAUUGGUGUAUAUCAAGACAACUCUGGUGGGGUCAUCGUGUCCCAGCAUGGUAUGCCAGUUUGGAGGAUGAUUCGUACAAAGAGUUUGGGUUCUACAAUGAUCAUUGGGUAGUGGGAAGAAAUGAACAAGAAGCUGUGGAUGAAGCAAAUGCAAAAUUUCCUGGAAAAGUUUAUCAUAUAGAACAAGACCCAGAUGUGCUAGACACUUGGUUCUCUUCUGGGCUCUUCCCUUUUUCAGUGAUGGGUUGGCCUGAAAAUACUGCUGAUAUGAAGACAUUUUAUCCGACAUCGCUGCUUGAAACUGGACAUGAUAUUCUUUUCUUCUGGGUAGCUCGUAUGGUAAUGCUAGGAAUGAAGAUUACAGGAAGUGUUCCCUUUAAACAGGUAUAUUUGCAUCCCAUGGUACGCGAUGCACAUGGCCGUAAAAUGUCCAAGUCAUUAGGCAAUGUUAUUGAUCCUUUGGAAGUUAUAAAUGGUAUAAAACUGGAGGGCCUUCAUAAAAGGCUGGAGCAAGGAAAUCUAGAUCGCAAUGAACUUGAGAUUGCAAAAGCGGGGCAAGUAAAAGACUUCCCAAAUGGUAUAACAGAGUGUGGGACAGAUGCUCUUCGUUUUGCUCUUGUUGCUUAUACUGCUCAGUCAGAUAAGAUAAACUUGGAUAUCCAAAGGGUAGUUGGGUAUCGACACUGGUGCAAUAAGCUAUGGAAUGCCAUACGCUUUGCAAUGCUUAACCUGGGAAAAGAUUUUGUGCCUUGUAAAGAUUUGAAUGUUGGAUCUCUGCCAUUUGGGUGCAAGUGGAUACUCACUGCUCUAAAUAAAGCCAUUUCAAAAACUGUCACAGCCAUGGAGGCAUACGAGUUUUCUGAUGCAACAAGUGCAGUUUAUUCUUGGUGGCAAUACCAGUUGUGUGAUGUUUUCAUUGAGAUAAUUAAGCCUGCCAUGUCAGCAGAUGACAACUCAACAUCUGCUGAAAUAAAACAGUCUACUAGGGAUACAUUAUGGAUAUGCUUGGAUACUGGAUUGCGGUUAUUACAUCCAUUCAUGCCCUUUGUUACUGAAGAGUUGUGGCAACGACUUCCUCAAAGGCCAGGCGAUGCUUCAAGAAAAGAGUCAAUCAUGAUUUCUGAUUAUCCUGCGGCAGUGGAGGAAUGGACAAAUGAUGAUAUUGAGUCACAGAUGGCUCUUAUUGAGCUUACAGUAAGGUCAAUAAGGUCUCUUCGUAUGACUUAUCUAUUACAACCAAAGCAAAGGCCAGAGGCUUUCCUUCUAUGCAAAACUGAUGAUGUGGCUGUAGUACUGGAAAAAUGUGCUGCAGAGAUUUGCACGCUUGCAACCUUAGCAUCAGUGAAGGUGCUAAGGGAAAGUGAUGCGCCUCCAAUUGGGUGUGCGGUAAAUAUUGUAAAUGAGCAGAUUUCUACUUACCUAUUACUUCGAGGCCAAGUAGAUGCAGAGGUUGAACUUUCAAAACUUAGCAAAAAGAAGGACGAUAUUUCCAGGCAACAGGAAGCACUCUCAAAGAAAAUGAACAUUCCUGGCUAUAACGAAAAAGUACCAGCCCAUAUUCAAGAAGAAAACCUGGCCAAGUUAAAUAAAUUAAUGGCUGAAAUGAACAUCAUUGAGGAGGCAAAUGCAAAUUUUGAAAAACUUCUGGUCAACAGCAGAUAAAAAGGAAAUUUUCAGAUGUUAAAUGUUGAGUAAAGAUGGAACAGUUUUGUAACUCAGAAGAGCUUAGCUCGUCUGACCAGAAACUUGACAAUUAUUUGUUGGAGGUCCUAUGCAAAGAUAAGAUUUGUCCAUUCAUGAACCUUGUCUUAAAUAUGUGCUUUGAUUAUGAAAAUAAGGUAUUGUUAUUCUGUCA
Cryptomeria japonica (Japanese cedar) is the source of this 3763-nucleotide messenger RNA. Its product is annotated as valine--tRNA ligase, mitochondrial 1. Gene Ontology annotation, cellular component: cytosol. The transcript is spliced from 20 exons. The record is from RefSeq and is a predicted model, not a curated record. Lineage: Eukaryota; Viridiplantae; Streptophyta; Pinopsida; Cupressales; Cupressaceae. Bases 427 to 3570 code for a protein of 1047 amino acids. Gene Ontology annotation, biological process: valyl-tRNA aminoacylation. Gene Ontology annotation, molecular function: aminoacyl-tRNA deacylase activity; ATP binding; valine-tRNA ligase activity.